Molecule: messenger RNA, 1857 nt
Organism: Fonsecaea multimorphosa CBS 102226
Lineage: Eukaryota; Fungi; Ascomycota; Eurotiomycetes; Chaetothyriales; Herpotrichiellaceae
Exons: 2
Coding region: 1-1857 (618 amino acids)
Source: RefSeq, a predicted model, not a curated record
AUGGCUGUGAACCCAUACAAGUGGAAGCCUUUGCCGAGAAAUGAGGGCAACUCAUUCUGGAUCAGGGUUCUGGAGCUCGAAGCUGGUGACCGAACUGAUGUUUUGAUGUGCUCUCUGAAAUUCGUGUGUCUUACAGAAGACGAUGACACCAAUCACAACGAAGACGAUGAUACUAAUCAGUACGAGGCAGUCUCUUACUGCUGGGGAGAGCUCCAUCCCAGAAUGAGAGUCUACAUUGACAACGGUUACGUUAUGGCCGGCCGCAACAUUGGCUUCGCACUGGUAUAUUUGCGACGAACAGAUCGCACUCGUCGACUCUGGAUAGACGCAUUGUGCAUUGACCAGCUAGAUCUGGACGAGAAGGCGAGUCAAAUAGGCCAAAUGAGCCGUAUCUUCGGCACCGCCAGACAACAAAUCGCUUCCAAAUGGGAAACGAUCGAGGAGCUCAAAAAAACCAAAGGAAUAUACUGGCGAUAUGCAUUGAGCCUGGAUUUACCGGAUUUUCAGAAGAUCCUCCAAUUCUUCUGCAACCAGUACUUUGAACGAAUUUGGGUUGUCCAGGAGGUCGCAAAGGCAAGAUUUGCCAUCUUACAGUGCGGACAGGAUACGAUGCCCUGGGAUGAUUUGGCAAUGGCAUUUCAUGUGCUAGCAAAGGUGUAUUUGCCCUCUGGAUUUCCCAUUCACCCAAAUGUCGCAACGACACGCCUUCUCACCCAGCUGGCAUAUCUCGGUGGAAUUCAGGGGAAGCUUUCAUUCCUGCUGCGCGAGUUCAGUGUCAGGAUAGCAGAAAACCCGCUCGACAAGAUUUUCGCGCUCAUCGGGAUGCUGUCACCUGAAGACCGAGCUCGUAUGCCUGAAAUAGCCCCUAAUUACCACGUCGAAGUGCGAAAUCUAUACAUGGAUGCUGCCUACUACUGCAUCCUGCAAGACUGCAAUCUUGAUAUUCUCUCGACGUGUCAAGCACAGAACCAUAGGAUUGCAAAUCUUCCCUCGUGGACGCCAGACUGGAGCUUCAAUUACAGAGAUCCAUCACCAACAGAGACGAUCCCGAUGGUCAACAUCUUGCGGCGCUUUUGUCACUUUCGUGCCUCGGACGAGGCUCCUUGUAAUGCCAUUCGAGUCGGGUCAUCGCUGGCGUUAACUGGAUAUGUGAUCGAUGAGCUUGAAUUUCUCGCAGAACCACUCACAAUUGCCCAACAGCGUAAGUUCAAUCAUGCAAACACUACAAUGCAGGUUUACAAUGAGCACUAUGAGUACAGGGUUAUGUGGCUGUGUUUACUGGAGCGAGCGGUCCAGGCACGUCUCGAGGCUGGGUGGAGGAGACUGUUCGACAAGCAUAAAAGGCCAUCAUGGCUGUCCGCCAGUGUCCCUGAAGAAGCCUACUGGCUUACUAUCACCGCCUUGGACUCCCGGCGCCUUUGGGAAACCCAACGUAUUCGACUAGACGAAGACCACGUCAAAAGAGCGUAUGCCGUGCAUAAAAUGUUGACUACGCCCACCAGGCUGUUCGUAUGUCUGCAUAUGGGCCUAACCAUUGUGGCACUAUGGGAGUAUUUGCUUACAGCCAUGAUGACCAUCCUACGGAAUAUUGGAUGGACAAAGCUGAGCUCUCGAGAUCUGCCGCUCCACACUCACGGUCGGCGUAUGGGUUGGACCAAGAAACGUCGGUUUGCAAAUUUGCCGGAAGAUGCUUGCCUUGGUGAUGUGGUUGCACUCGUUGCGGGAGCAAAAGUCCCGCUCAUCCUCCGGCCACGCGGAUCAGAUAUGUUCGAGAUAGUGGGCGAUGCCUAUGUGUAUGGCAUCAUGUUUGGAGAAGCCUGGGACACAGAUCGAUGCCAAAGAUUGGUUCUAGUAUGA